Messenger RNA from Ilex paraguariensis (yerba mate), 1563 nucleotides. The record is from the annotation of a GenBank genome assembly. NCBI's taxonomy places the organism in Eukaryota, Viridiplantae, Streptophyta, Magnoliopsida, Aquifoliales, Aquifoliaceae.
GUGGCUAGAAACAAUUGAUUAUAUAAACACAUACACACAUACAGACAGAGAUAGACAGAGAGAGAGAAUCCCCUUGGAAUAUUUAGCUGCCAUGGAACCAAACUCCACAAGGCUUGGGGGCUCUCUUCAGGUGGCUUCUGUUCAAGAGUUGUCUAAGGAACAGCUGGCCACGGUUCCGCCACGAUAUGUACGUCCCGAUCAAGACCAUCCGAUCAUAUCUAAUACCUCCUCUUUACCUCAAGUCCCCAUCGUCGACAUGCACAGCUUACUUUCUGGAGAUUCAAUGGAAUUAGAGCUUGAAAAGCUGCACAAUGCAUGCAAGGAAUGGGGUUUCUUUCAGCUGAUAAAUCAUGGAGUUAGCUCUUCAUUGGUGGACAAAGUGAAGUUUGAGAUUCAGAAGUUGUUCAAUCUUCCAGCAGAGGAGAAGAAGCAGUUUGCUCAAAAACAAGGAGACUUAGACGGAUUUGGACAGGCCUUUGUUGUAUCAGAAGACCAAAAGCUUGAUUGGGGAGAUAUGUUCUACAUGUACACCCUUCCAACCUACUUAAGGAAACCCCACUUAUUCCCCAACCUCCCUGCCGCGUUCAGGGAGGUCAUAGAAGCAUACUCAGAAGAAUUGAAAACCCUUGCCUUGAAGAUCCUUAUCCUUAUGGCUAAAGCUUUACAAAUGGAGGCUGCUGAUAUGAGGUUGUUAUUUGAAGAAGGGAUGCAGGCAAUGAGGAUGAAUUACUAUCCUCCAUGUCCUCAACCGGAGCUGGUGAUGGGCCUCACCCCGCACUCCGACGCCGUUGGUCUCACCAUCCUCCUACAAGUCAAUGAAAUAGAAGGCCUCCAGAUAAAAAAGGAUGGAAUUUGGAUUCCUAUUGUUCCACUCCCUAAUGCUUUUGUAGUCAACAUUGGAGACAUCUUGGAGGUAAUAUGAAAAACAAACUUCCUAACCUUUUCGUAUAUUUUGGCUCAUAUUAUUAUUGAAUGGACAAUAUAGUCUAAGAUAUGCCCGAAGACUUUCCGAGGUACACUCACAUGGGAGAUACUCUAGGAAAACAAGUUAAUAAUCUAGAAGAACACAAACCAUGAUUUACUAGGUAGGCUAAAUAUUAUAAAAUGGCCCUAAUUACAUUAUGGCCCAAGUUUAAAUUUUUCCUAUUUAGACCUUAAACUUUUAGGAUAAAUUCAGCUAGUCCCUCCGUCCAUUUCAGUCAUCAAACGGAUGAUUUUCGCCCAAGUGAGAAUCAUCUACAGUUGUUAAAGACGAUUAGAGAAACCUCAACAACCGGAUAUUGCUUAUUCUCACGUAUCAAACUCUUAAGUUCUUCAAAGAUAGAAACUUCGAAUGCUAUAAUGAGAGAUUAUCAAGUAUUCUAUGCCUAAUAUUAUCACAAAUUCUCAUGUAGAGUAAAAAUUUUUAUUUAAAUGCUUGAAAUUGACGAAAGGAACUGAACAAAAUAAUUUUUAGAGUUCAAUUGCUAACUGACAAUAUACAAUUGUUUAUUGACAUAUUGUUCGGCAGAUAGUGACGAAUGGAAUUUACCGCAGUAUUGAACAUCGAGCAACAAUUAAUUC